Molecule: messenger RNA, 627 nt
Organism: Amphibalanus amphitrite
Lineage: Eukaryota; Metazoa; Arthropoda; Thecostraca; Balanomorpha; Balanidae
Exons: 5
Coding region: 127-627 (166 amino acids)
Source: RefSeq, a predicted model, not a curated record
AGACACUGCGAGCAGUGCCUGGCCGUGGUGCAUGACGGCGAUGAAUGUCCCUGCGAGGACCAGCUACCACCUGCCGUCCAGCAGCGGCACGCUGCCCGAGAGCAGCAGCAGAGGCAGGCCGAUAGAAUGCUGAGGCGGUCGCGCUGCUCGAUGCAGGAGGUGUCAGUGGGAGACAAUGUCCGGAUAGGAAUCCCAGAUGUCGACAGAUCCAGAAUAGAGAACAGGAACCUGAUUUGCGUUGUGAUCCAGAUCGACGGCGACUGCUAUAUUCUGGGCUGCCGACACGGUCCCCUGCAUGGGAGGUUUUCCCGAAACCAAGUAGACCUGUGCCGCGCUGGUCAUCUAUCGCUGACCGACGUGCCGGAGCGGAGCGUGACCGUGCGAGAGGCGGCCAGGGCUCAGUCGGGGGGGGAAAGGCACUCACGCGACAACCGUGAGAUGCUGGAGCUGGCCAUCACUGUCCUCGGUGGUGCUCCGAAACGAGCGCAAGAUCUCGACUUCCUCAAGUCCCUUUUGGAGUGCGAAUUGGAUGAAUUGGUGUUCGAAUUGGUGUCCAAGGCGACAGCCAUUGUCUUCAGCCGCCACCUCUGGUAUCUAAAUGAGAAGCUGGUCGCCCUCAUCUUCUAA